AUGGCAAUGAAGACAGCCUUCUUGGCCGCCGGCCUUUGGCUGGGGUCCGCUCAUGCUAUCACUGUCGAGGGCAUGCUUGCCGCGCCUCGUAGAAGUACAGGCAGUCUCAGUCCCAAGGGAGAUCGAGCACUGUUCUCCGAGACAAAGUUCAACUGGACGACGGAAAAAGCCAGCACGGCUUGGUACUUCCUGGAUACUGAAUCCGGCAAUGUCACAAAGGCUCCAUUUGGUAGUGACGCUUCCGAAGUCGUCUGGGUUGGUGAUACCGAGGACAGCAUUCUUUACGUCAAUGCUAGUAACGCAGAAAUUCCAGGAGGCGUGACACUUUACACUGCUGAUUUGAGUGGCGAUUCUUUCGAACCAAAACUAGUAGCAUCUCUGCAUGCGCCUCUCUCAGGAAUCAAGGCUGUGAAAACAGACUCUGGAAUCAACUUUGUGGGCAACUGCCUGGCCUAUGAGAGUAACGGCACCGCAUACAAUCCUGAGCUCGUCUCCGCCCCAAAAAGCUCGGGACGUCUGUAUGAUGCCAACAUGGUACGCCACUGGAACUACUACAUCACAGCUGAGCGCGUCGCCGUCUUCAGCGGGGUCUUGAACGGUGGCAAUGGCAGCUACUCGUAUGCUGGCGAGCUCAAGAAUCUCCUCUGGGGGAUGAACUACACCAUCACCCGUCCGGAGAGCCCUGUCCAAGGGUCCUCGAGCGAUCCAGGUGAUUAUGAUUUGGCUCCGGAUGGCAGCAUGGUGGCCUUCCGUACCAAAUCUCCAGACCUUCCCAAGGCCAACUACACCGCCAGUUACAUCUACGUUGUUCCUUUUGAUGGCUCUGCGGUUGCCGUCCCCAUCAAUGGCCCAGAAACUACUGCUCCCCAGACUGCUCAAGGUGCGUCAGGCGCGCCGGUAUGGUCGCAUGAUAGCAGUAAAGUCGCCUACACGCAGCAAGAUGGUAUCGACUACGAAUCCGACAAGUACAAGCUCUAUGUUGCCGAUAUGGAUGGCAUGAACAGUCAGGUUCGCUCGGUUGCAGAGGACUGGGACUCUAGCCCGACAGGUCUUAAAUGGAGCUCAGACGACGCCAACCUUUGGGUAACAUCCGAACUACAUGCUUCUGUUCGAUUGUGGGCUGUACCGCAAGAUGCUGCAGCCGACUUCAAACCAACAAACAUCACCGGUCCGGAGACGGUUCUUUCCGAUUUCGAUAUCUUGAAAGAUGGCAGCGCCUUCGUCUCGGCAGCCGCUAGCUGGACCAGUCGCAUGUUUUACAAGCAGAAGCCCGGUGCGGAGAAGAAGAAGUACCCUCUCGCUUUCAUCAUCCACGGUGGCCCACAAUCCACUCAGGGUGACAACUGGAGUGUCAGAUGGAACCUGAGACUUUGGGCAGACCAGGGCUUCGUGGUUACAGCGACUCAGUUUACUGGAUCACCAUCCUACAGUCAAGCCUUCACCGACAAGAUCCAAGCAAACUGGGGCGGUACUCCGUACACUGAUCUGGUCAAGGUCUUCGAGCAUCUCCGCGACAAUGUGGACUACAUUGAUACUGACCGUGCUAUCGCCGCCGGCGCGUCUUUCGGCUGCUACAUGACAAACUGGAUUCAGGGCCAUGAUCUCGGUCGCGAGUUCAAAGCGCUCGUCUGCCAUGAUGGAAAGAUCAACCAAGUCGGCUCCUACGCUACUGACGAACUCUGGUUCAUCCAGCGCGACAACAACGGAACCGUGUGGAACGAGCGUGCCAACUACGAACUCUGGGAUCCUCUUGCCCACUUCGCCAAUGCCAGCACCCCUCAGUUUGUAAUCCACAACGAUCUCGAUUACCGCGUUGUACAAGCGGAAGGCUUCCAGACUUUCAAUAUUCUGCAAAGCCUAGGCGUGCCAUCGCGCUUUUUGCACUUCCCAGAUGAGGGACAUUGGGUCACCAAGAGGCAAAACAGUCUGUUGUGGCACAACUCCAUCUUCAACUGGAUCAGGUACUGGGUUGGUCUCGAUGACGAGCUCAUGAUGGAUGGCGUCAUUACCCAGUAG
Messenger RNA from Pyrenophora tritici-repentis Pt-1C-BFP, 2016 nucleotides. Lineage: Eukaryota; Fungi; Ascomycota; Dothideomycetes; Pleosporales; Pleosporaceae. The record is from RefSeq and is a predicted model, not a curated record.